Molecule: messenger RNA, 3020 nt
Organism: Chrysochloris asiatica (Cape golden mole)
Lineage: Eukaryota; Metazoa; Chordata; Mammalia; Afrosoricida; Chrysochloridae
Gene: IARS2
Product: isoleucyl-tRNA synthetase 2, mitochondrial
Exons: 23
Coding region: 1-2943 (980 amino acids)
Biological process (GO): isoleucyl-tRNA aminoacylation
Cellular component (GO): cytosol
Molecular function (GO): tRNA binding; ATP binding; aminoacyl-tRNA deacylase activity
Source: RefSeq, a predicted model, not a curated record
AUGCAUUGGGGCCUGCGCCCUCGCGGGCCGGGGGCGGUGGCCCUGGCUGCGGCCCGGAAUCUGUGGGGCUUGCCCCGCUUUCCGUGUCGCCCGGGGUGGCGAGUAACUACUUGGAGGCUUUUGGUGCGGCCAGUCACCGGGGCCAGUAACCAGCAGCCGAACCCGAAUAGUGGCAAAUACCGGGACACGGUGUUGCUGCCGCAGACCAGAUUCCCCAUGAAGCUGCUGGGCCGUCAGCAGCCUGACAUGGAGCUGGAGAUCCAGCAGAAAUGUGGAUUUUCAGAACUUUAUUCUUGGCAAAGAGAAAGAAAAGUAAAGACAGAAUUUUGCCUCCAUGAUGGACCUCCUUAUGCAAACGGUGAUGCUCAUAUUGGUCAUGCUUUAAAUAAGAUUUUGAAAGAUAUAGCUAAUCGAUACCAUAUGAUGAAAGGUUCCAAAAUACAUUAUGUUCCAGGCUGGGAUUGUCAUGGGUUACCCAUUGAAAUAAAAGUGUUAUCAGAACUUGGUGAAAAAGUUCAUAAUCUAUCAGCUCUAGAAAUUAGAGGGAAAGCCAGAUCAUUUGCUAAAGCAGCCAUUGAAAAACAGAAAUCAGCAUUUACUCGUUGGGGAAUAAUGGCAGAUUGGAAUAAUUGCUACUAUACAUUUGAUGAAAAAUAUGAGGCCCAACAGUUGAGAAUUUUCUAUGAAAUGUAUGAAAAGGGGUUGGUUUAUCGUGCUUACAAACCUGUAUUUUGGUCUCCCUCAUCAAGAACUGCAUUGGCUGAAGCAGAACUGGAGUACAAUCCUGAGCAUGUCAGUCGUUCUAUAUAUGUAAAAUUCCCUAUCUUGAAACCUCCUCCUGCAUUGGCAUCUCUUUCAGAUGGCUCAUCUCCUGCUAGUGUCUUAGUCUGGACCACACAACCAUGGACAGUUCCAGCCAACCAGGCUGUGUGCUAUAUGCUAGAGGCAAAAUAUAACAAAAGUCGACUCUGUACAGAUUUGGAAAACAGUACUUGUACUCAUCCUUUAUUUCCUGAUAAAGUUUCUCCUCUUUUACCUGCAAGUCAUGUGACCAUGUCAAAAGGAACUGGAUUGGUUCACACAGCCCCAGCUCAUGGUAUGGAAGAUUACAGUGUAGCUUCUCAACACAACCUGCCAAUGGAUUGUUUAGUGAAUGAAGAUGGAAUUUUUACAGAUGUUGCAGGUCCUGAACUUAAAAAUAAGGCUGUCUUUGAAGAGGGAACAGAUGUGGUUAUAAAGAUGCUUCAGGCUGCAAAGAAUUUGGUGAAAGAAGAAAAAUUGGUACACAGCUAUCCCUAUGACUGGCGAACCAAGAAACCGGUGAUUAUUCGUGCCAGCAAACAGUGGUUUGUGAAUAUCAUGGAUAUUAAGCCCACAGCCAAGGAAUUAUUAAAAAAGGUGAAAUUUAUUCCUGGGUCAGCACUGAAUGGCAUGGUUGAAAUGAUGGACAGGCGACCCUACUGGUGUAUAUCAAGACAAAGAGUUUGGGGUGUUCCGAUUCCGGUUUUUCAUCAUAAGACAAAAGAUGAAUUCUUGAUCAACAGCCAGACCAUUGAGCAUAUUAUUAAACUGGUAGAACAACAUGGCAGUGAUAUCUGGUGGACUCUUCCCCCUGAGCAGCUUCUUCCAAAAGAAGUCUUAUCUCAGGUUGGUGGUCCUGAUGCCUUGGAGUAUGUACCAGGUCAGGAUAUUUUAGACAUCUGGUUUGAUAGUGGAACUUCAUGGUCUCAUGUCCUUCCAGGUACUGAACAAAGAGCAGAUUUAUACUUGGAAGGAAAAGACCAGCUUGGGGGUUGGUUUCAAUCUUCUUUAUUAACAAGUGUAGCAACAAGGAAGAAAGCACCUUAUAAGACGGUGGUUGUCCAUGGAUUUACACUUGGAGAAAAGGGAGAAAAGAUGUCCAAGUCUCUUGGGAAUGUUGUUAAUCCUGAUGCUGUCAUCAAUGGAGGACAAGAUCAAAGCAAAGAACCGCCUUAUGGCGCUGAUGUUCUUCGCUGGUGGGUAGCUGAGUCCAAUGUCUUCACUGAAGUGACAGUUGGAUCAUCUGCACUCAAUGCUGCCAGAGAUGAUAUUAGCAAGCUUAGGAAUACACUCCGCUUUCUUUUGGGAAAUGUGUCUGGUUUCAAUCCAGAAACAGAUUCCAUUCCUGCUACAGAGAUGUAUGUCAUAGACCAAUAUAUGCUACACUUACUACAGGAUUUUGCAAAUAAGAUCACUGAGUCAUAUAAACAGUAUGAUUUUGGGAAAGUUGUUCGACUGUUACAAGCAUUUUAUACAAGAGAACUCUCUAACUUCUAUUUCAGCAUAAUCAAAGAUAGGCUUUAUUGUGAAAACGAAAAGGAUCCCAAACGACGCUCCUGUCAAACUGCAUUAGCUGAGAUUUUGGAUGUAGUAGUUCGAUCUUUUGCUCCCAUUCUUCCUCAUUUGGCUGAAGAGGUGUUUCAGCACAUACCAUAUGCUAGCGAGCCCAGGAGUGUGUUUCGUACCGGGUGGAUUAAUACAAGCUCUAUCUGGAAGAAGCCUGGGUUGGAGGAAGCAGUGGAGAGUGCAUGUGCGAUGCGAGACUCGUUCCUUGGCAGCAUCCCUGGCAAAAAUGCAGCAGAGUAUGAGGUGGUCAUUGUGAUAGAGCCUGGGCUGCUGUUUGAGAUAAUGGAGAUGCUACAAACUCAGGAGACUUCUAGCACUUCUCAGUUGAAUGAAUUAAUGAUGGCUUCCCAGACAACUUUACUUGCUCAGGAACCACGAGAGAUAACUGCAGAUGCAAUUGAGCUUACAGGAACAUUCUUAAUCAAUUUAGAAGGUGGUGAUAUUCGUGAAGAGUCUUCAUAUAAAGUAAUUGUCAUGCCAACUACUAAAGAAAAAUGUCCUCGUUGUUGGAAGUAUACAGCUGAGUCUUCCGAUAUGCUCUGCCCUCGAUGUGCAGAAGUGGUUGGUGGAAAGUAGGACAUCAUUUUGUGUUUACCGCUAUUUGAGUAAGAAUCCCUCUGACACUACUGUCUGGGGUUAGAAUGAAUUCUGUA